AUGGCACGAACCAAGCAGACUGCUCGCAAGUCUACUGGCGGUAAAGCCCCCAAGAAACAGCUGGCCACCAAGGCCGCCCGUAAGAGCGCCCCGGCCACCGGAGGCGUCAAGAAGCCCCACCGUUAUAGGCCUGGUACCGUGGCUCUGCGAGAGAUCCGCCAUUACCAGAAAUCCACCGAGCUGCUGAUCCGCAAGCUCCCCUUCCAGCGCCUGGUGCGCGAGAUCGCUCAGGACUUCAAGACCGACCUGCGCUUCCAGAGUGCGUCACACAUUGCUUUAAGUUUUUCAGUGUCCAGUUAUUUUUUACUGCUG
Molecule: messenger RNA, 312 nt
Organism: Maylandia zebra (zebra mbuna)
Lineage: Eukaryota; Metazoa; Chordata; Actinopteri; Cichliformes; Cichlidae
Cellular component (GO): nucleosome
Molecular function (GO): protein heterodimerization activity; DNA binding; structural constituent of chromatin
Source: RefSeq, a predicted model, not a curated record